This is a messenger RNA of Penicillium atrosanguineum, 945 nucleotides long. Its product is annotated as nicotinate-nucleotide diphosphorylase (carboxylating). Gene Ontology annotation, cellular component: cytoplasm. Bases 1 to 945 code for a protein of 314 amino acids. Gene Ontology annotation, biological process: quinolinate catabolic process; NAD+ biosynthetic process. The transcript has 3 exons. Lineage: Eukaryota; Fungi; Ascomycota; Eurotiomycetes; Eurotiales; Aspergillaceae. The record is from RefSeq and is a predicted model, not a curated record. Gene Ontology annotation, molecular function: nicotinate-nucleotide diphosphorylase (carboxylating) activity.
AUGGCUGCAGCACACGGAGACCUACGGCACCUGCUGCCGGGCAAUUACAAGCGCCUCAUCUCAGAAUGGCUCGAGGAGGACUGUCCUAGUCUGGACUAUGGCGGCUUUGUCGUCGGCGAGACGGAGGGCGAGGCCCGGUUAUUAGGCAAGAGCAAUGGUGUUGUGGCUGGUGUCCCAUUCUUCGAUGAAGUCUUCUCCCAGCUUGGGUGCACCACCGAAUGGCAUGUCAAGGAAGGCGACAUCCUCUCCCCUGUCCAACACUGCGCCACCGUUCGCGGACCCAUCCGUAAGAUCCUCCUCGGCGAGCGCGUCGCCUUGAACAUCCUCGCCCGUUGCUCUGGCAUCGCCUCCAAGUCCGCCUCCAUGCUCGCUGCCCUGCGCAAGCAAGGCUGGCAGGGUAUUCUCGCCGGAACACGCAAAACAACUCCUGGAUUCCGUAUCGUCGAGAAAUACGGUAUCCUGGUCGGUGGAGCUGAUCCCCACCGCCACGAUUUAAGUUCGAUGACUAUGCUCAAGGAUAACCAUGUUUGGGCCUGUGCGAAUAACCGUGCCGCGGCGGAUGGAGGUGUUGGAAAUCCCAGUAAUAUUGAGUCUAUUGCGGCUGCUAUUCCGAGGGCGGUGUUGGCUGCCAAGGCCACGGGUGGGUUCUCAACUAAGGUUGAGGUCGAGUGCCGGAGUGUCGAGGAGGCGAAUGCGGCUAUCGGGGCUGGCGCGGAUGUAAUCAUGUUGGAUAACUUCACGGCGGAGGGUGUGCGUGAGGCUGCGAGACAGCUGAAACAGGAAUGGGCGGGUAAAGGGAAGGCAUUCCUGAUUGAGGUCAGUGGUGGGUUGACCGAAGAGAACGCGCCGGCUUAUACGUGCCCCGACGUGGAUAUCUUGUCCACCAGUUCGAUUCACCAGGGAACGGGCAUCGUGGACUUUUCGCUGAAGGUCUCGUUGCGGUAG